This is a messenger RNA of Macrosiphum euphorbiae (potato aphid), 1104 nucleotides long. The record is from the annotation of a GenBank genome assembly. NCBI's taxonomy places the organism in Eukaryota, Metazoa, Arthropoda, Insecta, Hemiptera, Aphididae.
AUGCUUCAUCUCGACAGAUUAACUAGAAGAAGUAUCGUGCAAAAGAAACUGCAUCUGCCAGCUUGUGUACAUCAGGUUCGUUCUUAUCACUUGAACCCCAAACUUGUCAACUACCACCUUAUCAACAAACCAGUCAGCUGUUUUUCGGUGACUUUAACGCUGGGCUUUUUCAUUAUCCACCUGUGUUUCAACUCCGAUUUAGCUUGCAUGCUGUACUAUAUUACUGUGCUUUGUGUUGUAUGCUCUUGUCUUAAGGAGUUAUUUUUAAGUAUUUUUAAGUAUUUUUAUAUAUUUCUUUUUUCAAUACUCUUGCAUCAAAUUAUGCCUUUAACACCCUCUUCCGUGGCUUCAAAUACUCGUGCACAGGCUCAGAAAUCUCCUUCUACCACUGACAUUUUGAAGGCAAUCGAAUCGCUCUCUACUUCGCAAUCGUCGCAGUUUAGUGAACUUAAAAGUAGCAUUUCGACACUCACUUCCCAAGUAGCAGAUCUGGUAUCUGAAAAAGCUUUUUUCCGGGCUGAAAUUGGUGUGCUCCGUUCAAGAAUUGAUGUUUUGGAAUCACGCCCGGUCCCCUCUAUCGAUUCGUCUUCAGUGAUUUUUCGUGAAUCUACUGAACGAAGCAAAAUUGAAUUUAAUGCAAUUGCAUAUGGAGUGCCUGAGUCCGCUGCCAACACCGCUGCUUUAAGAGUUAAUGAUGAUCUACGUACACUUAGCAAUCUUCUUGGACAAAUAACUAUACCUGUACCCACCAAUCUUAAGCUAAUACGCCUAGGCAAUAGUAAUGCGAAGAAACCGAGACCUUUGAAGGUAAUCUGCCAAUCCAAGGCCGAUGCUUCUCAACUUAUUUUAAAUUUUAAUUCACAAACGCGGAAUGGAUUAUUACCAGAACCUGGUUUUCGCAUUGUUCGGGACAAAACCACGCUUGAACGGGAACUUUUGCGUAAAGCUCAUUCCGAUCUGCAACGUAAAAUCGAAAGUGACUCUUCAGAUUUUACUAUUUCAUAUGUCAAUGGUGUACCUUCAGUGAUUAAAGCCGGUCCAAAAAACAUGAACCCCAGAGGAGGAAGCAAUCAUCAACCGAGUUCCACUCAGCAUUUGCAUUAG